Ixodes scapularis (black-legged tick) is the source of this 2449-nucleotide messenger RNA. RefSeq names its product zinc finger protein 239. The transcript is spliced from 3 exons. NCBI's taxonomy places the organism in Eukaryota, Metazoa, Arthropoda, Arachnida, Ixodida, Ixodidae. Bases 338 to 1132 code for a protein of 264 amino acids. The record is from RefSeq and is a predicted model, not a curated record.
UACGAAUGCAUGCAAAUCACCUUGAUGCAAAUCAUAUGUGCAAAUCCGAAAUCGCGACAUAACACAGUUUUCCAAAUCAACCAGCAAAAUUUGAGUGAGAGGGCAGCCAAGCUGGUGAACUUACAAUUACCAUCUUGAUGAAUUACCCGAGGCUAGGCCGAUCUUCGCAGAAAGAACAGGAAAACAGCAGCCAUCUCUUCUCAUGUGGAGUCUUCUCAGCGUUGGUUGAGUCUUCUCGACCUCUCCUUUUUCAACAGACAGGCAUCUCAAGGGGUCCUCUGCCUCUUUCAUGAUCUGGUGAUCUGUCUUACAAACCUGGCCACAGACGGCACUUCAUAUGGAACCGAUUCAGUCCUCAAGUUUGGAUGAUGGAGCCACAGUGUUUGGGAAGACCAGCUGCCCACUGAAAGCCUCCGAGGACAUCAUGUUCAGGUGCUGUUUCUGCACCCAUGUCACCACAGAUCAGCGUGGAAUAGUAGGCCACUUGGUUGGCCACGGUGAUGAACAGUUCAAGUUCCAGCGUCUUCCCAUAUCAUCUGGCUCUAGGUUCAGAUUGUGCAGCCAUAGUCGGAAGCAUACAGGUAACAAGUUGUUUAGGUGCAAGCAAUGUCCUAAAGUCUUUGCUCAGAAUAGGGAUCUAAUUCUCCACCGUCAAACACACACACGCGAAAAGCGAUUCAGUUGCAAGCUGUGCCCGCAAGCUUUUGCUCAAAAUAUUGACUUGACCCGCCAUAAUCGAACACACACUGGUGAAAAACCAUAUAGAUGCAAGCAUUGCCCUCAAGCCUUCAAUCAGAAUUCCCAUCUGACUGUCCAUAACCGAAUUCACAGUGGCGAAAAACCUUAUAAAUGCAAGUUGUGCCCCCGAGCUUUUACUACGAAUAGCGCUCUGGUCAUUCACAAUCGAUGGCACACGGGGGAUUUUCCUUUCAGGUGCCAUCUAUGCCCUCGAGUAUUUGUUCAGAAUGGGAAUCUGAUCCAUCAUUAUAAAACACACAGGCGAAAAGCCACGCAAGCACGAGCAAUACACCAAAGCCUUUGCUCAGAAUUCCCAUCUGACCUGCCAGAAUCAAACACACUAGUAACAAACCUGAUAAGGUUUAGCUUGCCUUCAGGCCUUUGCUUGGAAUAGCACUCAGAUCGUCCACAGUUGAAUGCACACUACUAUAAAACUUUUCCAGUGCAAGCUGCGUUCCCAAGCCUUUGCUCAGAAGGACAGUCUGAUCCACUCUAUUCAGAUGCACACAGGUUAAAAACAAAUUUUUCCAGUGCAAGCUGUGUUCCCAAGCCUUUGCUCAGAAGGACAGUUUGGUCCACUCUAAUCACGUCCACACAAGCUAAAAACUUUGUAAGUCUGAGCUGUGCCCCUAAACCUUAACUCAGCUUGCACUGCUGACCACCAUCACAUUUGAACACAGAUGGGAAAAAAGCUUUACAGGUGCAAGCCAUAUACCGAAGUCUUCACUCUGUUGGCGAGCCUGACCAACCAUAUUUAGAUGAACAGUUGGAAAUAGUUAUUAGAGCAAAAAAUGGUCUGGAAGUUUUGCUUGGAAGAGCAUUCAAUCUAACCUUCCAGAAUCAGAUGUGCACAUGCGGAAAGCUUUUUUGGGUCACCCAAAAGUUUAGCCAGCAGUGUUUUAUAACGAGUGUAGUCAUUUAGUUUUCACAGAAUUGCUCGCUAUUUCGGUUGAAAUAUGUAAGCGUUUAUCAAUUUCACAUAUAUAAAUAUUCUAAGCAAUGGCUAUGAAUGCUAUAACCUUUGCUCGGAGUAAUGGUCUAGCUCGUUACACUCGCAUGUAUAUGCGUGAUAAAGCUUACAAAUGCCAGCAGUGUCCCAGGAAAUUUUCGAACUGGUCUUGCCUCAACAAGCAAGUGCUAACACAUGGAGUGAUGUACCUAGGGUGUUUGGAUUAAUACGCUGGCACCUUUCAAGCAUUUUGACUGCACUCACCAUUGCUGUUCAGGUUCUUCUCACUGCCGCAUUGGCGACUUAGGAUAUCCUGAUAGAAUCGCGUGGUGGUAUCGCCCGUCUACCAAGGCGGGAGGCCAUAGCCUUUCCACUUUCUUCCCCACUUUUUUGCUUUUUAGUUUUUCAUUCACAUGAGUUCACAUGAUGUUAAAAAAUGCAUUUGCUUUCAACCUUUGUUAGGCUAACAUCUGUAACGAAAUUGUCUGUUUCCCAAAGUAACAGGAGCAGUGCAUAAUAGAAACGACUUGCUGAGUGCUUUAUUGCUUACUCAUCCCAGCUGCACAGGAUAAGUAGAGGUGCAGGAUUUGUUUUUGGUGCUUUAUUUUUGAUUAAAUAGUAUGAAUCUAUGUAUAAUACUGAGUUCAGUGUUGUGUAUUCAUGUGCUUACAUGUUCUGUGAUGUAUUCUUGUUAAUUUUACUUUAAGAAGCAAUUUUACUUUGGGAAGCAUGUGUCAGAAUAAAUUGAAUUUUGAUAUCAAA